This is a messenger RNA of Salvelinus sp. IW2-2015, 587 nucleotides long. Its product is annotated as trace amine-associated receptor 5-like. Lineage: Eukaryota; Metazoa; Chordata; Actinopteri; Salmoniformes; Salmonidae. Gene Ontology annotation, biological process: G protein-coupled receptor signaling pathway. The record is from RefSeq and is a predicted model, not a curated record. Gene Ontology annotation, cellular component: membrane. Gene Ontology annotation, molecular function: G protein-coupled receptor activity.
AUGGAGAGAAAGGAAGAUGUUCUUUACUGUAAUCAAGACGGAAACUCUUCUUGCAGAAAUGCUUUGCUAUCGACAUCUUUUUACAUAACACUGUAUAUCUUCUUCUCAUUGAUUUCAGCGGUUACAGUAUUUUUGAACCUACUGGUGAUCAUCUCCAUCUCUCACUUCAAGCAGCUCCACACUCCAACCAACCUGCUCAUCCUCUCUCUGGCUGUGUCAGAUCUCCUGGUGGGACUGAUUGUGAUACCAGUAGUGACUAUAGCAAUAAUGGAACCAUGCUGGGGUUUUGGGGAAUAUUUCUGUGCGUUUCAUUUCUACAUUACUUUUUUAUGUAGUUCUUUAUCGCUUGGCAAUUUGGUCCUGAUAUCUAUUGACCGCUAUGUUGCUGUGUGUGAUCCCUUAUUGUACCACUCUAAAAUAACAAUAACAAGAAUUAUAUCACAGGCCAGAAAGGUAUUUUCAAAAGAGGCUGCCUGUGUAUCUGGUGUUAAAACUGUACAGGCUAAAAAGUCUGAGAGAAAAGCAACAAAAACUCUAGCUAUUGUUAUUGUCAACUAUUUCAUUUGUUGGAUUCCAGCUCUAUUUAU